Messenger RNA from Ascoidea rubescens DSM 1968, 1241 nucleotides. Its product is annotated as HisG-domain-containing protein. Gene Ontology annotation, molecular function: ATP phosphoribosyltransferase activity; magnesium ion binding. The coding region runs from base 158 to 1042 and encodes 294 amino acids. NCBI's taxonomy places the organism in Eukaryota, Fungi, Ascomycota, Saccharomycetes, Ascoideales, Ascoideaceae. Gene Ontology annotation, cellular component: cytoplasm. The transcript has 2 exons. The record is from RefSeq and is a predicted model, not a curated record. Gene Ontology annotation, biological process: L-histidine biosynthetic process.
AAUAAAAAACUGGAAGAGUUAUUGAAUGAGUAAUCUGAUUGGGCUUUGAGUCUACAAGUACAAAUACUCGUCAUUUGAAUUCUCAUUUUUUUUAUAUUUCUGGUUUAGGGGUUUCUUAGUCAAGUACAUAGAUAAAUAAACACACAAAAACAAAAAAAUGGAUUUAGUGAAUCAUCUAACUGACAGAUUAUUAUUUGCAGUACCUAAGAAGGGAAGACUUUACGAAAAAUGUAUUGGCUUGUUAAAGGGUGCUGAUAUAAAAUUCAAUAGAAGCAAAAGAUUGGAUAUUGCUUUGUGCACUAAUUUGCCAAUAGCAUUAAUUUUUUUACCAGCAGCAGAUAUUCCAACAUUUGUGGGAGAAGGCCGUUGUUCUCUUGGUGUUACAGGAGUUGAUCAAGUCAAAGAAAGUAAUGUUGAUGUUGACUUAGCCAUGGACUUAUUAUUUGGUAGAUGUAAGUUACAAUUACAGGUUCCAGAAAAUGGAGAACUUAAAAAACCACAAGAUUUUAUUGGAAAGACAAUUGUUUCAAGUUUUACAAGCUUAACAAGAGAAUAUUUUGAAAAAUUAGAAGGCAAAAAGGAUAUUACUACCAAAAUUAAAUAUGUUGGUGGUUCAGUCGAAGCCUCUUGUGCAUUAGGAGUGGCUGAUGCAAUUGUUGAUUUAGUUGAAAGUGGAGAAACCAUGAGAGCAGCAGGUUUGAUAGAUAUUGAUACUAUAUUAGAUACCUCAGCACACUUGAUUAUUUCAAAAAACCCAUCUCAUCCAGAAUUGGUGAAUGUUAUCAAAAGUAGAAUUGAAGGUGUUUUAGCUGCACAAAAACAUGUGCUAUGUACUUAUAAUGCACCAAGAUCAAUAUUGCCAACGGUUUUGAAAUUAACACCAGGUAGAAGAGCUGCAACAGUUUCUCCAUUAGAAGUUGACGAUUGGGUCUCUGUUUCAUCGAUGAUCGAAAGGUCUAAGUCUGGAAUCAUCAUGGAUCAAUUAAAAGAAGCCGGUGCAUCUGAUAUUUUAUUAUUUGAGAUAUCCAAUUGUCGUGUUUAGUGGCCAAGCAAUAUGAUUGGAUUUUUUUUAUAGAAAAUAGAAAUAAGACUUUUAUUUAGAAUUUACUUAAAAUGAACAGUUUUUGACCAUUGAGGAACAAAUUAAAAAUUUUGAUGGGUAAUUAGCUCACCAAAUAACGUUCAUAGAUGCAAUCAACCUCAAAAACCAUAUAGAUAGAUUUUAAGCAGUAGAAACAAUU